AGCGAGGGGACCUGCUCGCUGCCACAUCCUGACAGCAUCCUUUUCUCUUUGAUUCUCUAUUAUCCUCACCAAAACAUAACGGGAUGACGGAAAAUCACGAGGAGAGCAUCUUUGCACUCACCAAACAUUAUCUUGCGUUACGUUAGCCGUUGGUGUUAGCGUAAUGCUAACAAACAUGAGGCUUUUCCCCAACGGUGAAGAGCAGACAUAAUAGCCUGUCUGUGGGAACGAAAAGAAUAGAGUUAUCCUUAGCAGAGCGAGCUGGGCUGAGCCUCUUGUGCUUUUAUUAUUUUUUUAAAUUUUUUUCAACAAUUUUUUUUGGCAAGGAAAUUCACACUGGAGGCUUUUUACACUCCGAUUUGUAUGUGUAUUUUUUUUUUUUUUUUUCAUUGGCUGAUGUGGUGAAUAAAUCCAGCGGUGCUCCAGCAAAAAGAAGAUGCACAGAUAGAAGUGUUCGCCUGACAACAUUAAGGUGCCUGAGACUUUCUUGUUAAAGACCACCAGCCUGCAAACUCUGCAAGUCUGACUAAGAGGAAGUCACCUCCACUGAAACGUCAGCUGACCCGGUGCUCUCGUCACUGAUGAAUGUAUGCUGCCGCCACCGUUGAUGGAAAGUUUUGUGUCUCUGGAUGGAUCAGACUUGCUUUUAACACUGGGAUACCAUAUCACUGACAUAUGACUUCAUGUCUGUAUCUCUGCUCUGCGUUGGUAUGUCUUAGAUGACAUUACAUAUAGCAUUAGUACUUGUUUAAAUACCUACAGUGAAGACUAUUAACAAGUGCUCAAGGUCCUUGUAUCUCACUGUGGGGUCAAGGCUCAUAAUUUCAGUGCUUUUGUCAUGCAGGCAUUCUGUGGACACACCACAAAUAAGCUGGUGUCGCAGACUGUGGGAACCCUACAUAACGGCAUAGCGCCAAUGACCCCAUGACCCCUGCAGAAGUUAGAUAGUUGUGUGUCAGCCAAUCGCAUGUCCUUGUCAGAGAUCUAACAGCAGCUCCUAUUGCCCUCAUGGCUGUCAGGAUGAGCGCAUGCCCGUAGCCACACCACGCCAGCGUUGUCGCGGCUGGCCGUCGCGGGACGGUCAUUUUCCUCGGCCAUGACCCGGCUGAUGUUGGGCCGGACCCUGGAGCGCAUUUGUAAAGGUGUCCUGCUGCUCUGCCUGCUCCACUUCCUCAUCAUGAUGAUACUGUACUUUGACGUCUACUCUCAGCGCUUUGACCUCUUCAGCCGCUUCAACAACGGCCGCAACGGAUCCAGGAAUAACAUUAGCGGAGCAGCAGGAAGCGGACAUCAUUAUUACUAUUAUAACCUCUCCAGGCCAAAUGCAACGUUAGCCAGCUACCUGGCCACAGGUGAGCAGCUGGUGCUGAGUAUCCAGCCUGAGACCAAUCAGACGCCUUCCCCGAAGCCGCUGCCGCCGUGCCCCGAGAGCCCGCCAGGCCUGGUGGGACGUUUGUUGAUUGAGUUCAGUUCCCAGAUGACGAUGGAGCGAGUGCAGAAGGAAAACCCCAACGUGACAGAGGGAGGUCGCUACACGCCCCCCGACUGUCGGCCAAGAUGGAAGGUGGCCAUUAUCAUCCCUUUCCGUCACAGAGAAAACCACCUAAAGUACUGGCUCCAUUACCUCCACCCUAUCCUCAGACGGCAGAGGAUUGACUACGGCAUCUACAUCAUCAAUCAGCUGGGUGAGGACACCUUCAACCGUGCCAAAUUGUUGAAUGUUGGCUACACCGAGGCGCUGAAGGACGCGGAGUACGACUGCUUCAUCUUCAGCGACGUGGACCUGAUCCCAAUGGACGACCGGAACCUCUACCACUGCUACGACCAGCCGAGACACUUCGCCAUCGCCAUGGACAAGUUUGGCUUCAGGCUGCCCUAUGCAGGAUACUUUGGUGGAGUUUCCGGCCUCAGUAAAAAACAGUUCCUUAAGAUCAACGGCUUCCCCAAUGAGUACUGGGGUUGGGGAGGAGAGGAUGAUGACAUCUACAACCGGAUCACUCUGAAUGGGAUGAAGGUGUCCAGGCCAGACGUCCGCAUCGGCCGCUACAGAAUGAUUAAACACGAGCGGGACAAACACAACGAGCCCAACCCACAGAGAUUUAACAAAAUCCAGAACACAAAGAAUACAAUGAAGAAGGACGGCAUCAGCUCUCUGACCUACAAGCUGGUUCAGGUUAAAAGGUACCCGCUCUACACGAAUAUAUCAGUGGAGAUCGGCAAACCACCGCCACGGCCUAUAAAGGGUUAGAGGGAAACGCAGAGGAAGAUGAAGGGAGCGACGCACACUGACGGAGCUCUGCGAGGAGGGAGAAGGAGACGGAGGAGAGGGCACUUUAAAAAGAAGACAUAUCCUACACACGUGCACAUCUGAUGUAGGACUGGACGGGAGGAGUGUAAAGCACAUCAUCGCCUCUCUUUCUCUUUCCCUCGUAACUCCUAUCCCUCAUCUGUUCAGAUUUCUGCUCGCUGCAGUAGUUCUGUAAUCAGGACUCUUUUUAGCCGUUGAUUUCCAGCCGCCAGUGGCAGACCUCAUGCCUCCUGUUUCUUCAAAAUCAGUGAAGGACUUUGGAGUGUGGCGUUCCAUUUGGAGUCUGUCCACUAAGUAUCGUUUUUAAAACUGGAGGGCAUCCAAUUGCGUACCAACGGAGGAUAUGAACGGGAACUAUUGUCAGAUGAUUAGAAAUGAGACAAUGAGUUCGUUUGAAACUUUGGAAAGUUUUCAUGGCCGUGGUCUGAAAUACUGGACUGCAUUCAAAAGGAUUUUUUUUUUUUUUGGGGGGGGUAUUUAACAGCCGAGAUUAUGAAAGAGAUGGCAAAUUUUCCGACUGGAACUGUGAAAUAAAGGCUUUUAACAUGAGAACUAAGCCAACUUGAGCAGAUGGUUAAUACUAUAUGUAUUAGCUGCUGUUUAAAGGAGCUGGUGGAUACUAAAGGAAGUCACUAUCCAAACAUUUACAGUGAGAAACAUAAGGAUUGCAACAUGUAAUGGAAGAAACUUGACUUUGACAUAAUAGUAUGGCAUGCAGUGAUGGACCAUAGAAUUGUAUUUGAUGGUUUUCAUAUCAGUGACAAUGACACUGGGCCAUUCACGCUGAAGUUUUUGGAUCUAAUUACUCAACCUAAUCCUCCACUAUCAAUUAAUGAAUGUGUAUUGUGCCUGCGUCCACUGCAGAAGACUCAACUGUGCUGAAAAACACGUGUUUGAUCAUCUUUAGCAGCAUCAAACAGCUGAGAACUCUGUUUUGUUCUCUUUUUCUAUAUAUACAUAUACAUAUAAACUAAAUCUUUGGAGUGACGGAAAGUUUUGCAACAGAAGCGAACGUACUGAAGAUAUGAAGUUUUCUCAUGUGCUGAAUGCAGUGUUGUCGAACUACCUUGGGAACGCAUUUGAAAUCAAAUGAUAAAAAACUGAAGACAAUAGGCCAGAUAUAUACUGACAGCUCCGUUAUGAUUUUAACCCCAGGUGGCACAUAUUGGAGAUUAGAUUUCUGGAAACUUUGAGCUUUUCAUUCUAGCGGAAUAGAGAAAGUUUCAUUUUUAUUAUGUACAUUAAAAAGGUACAUUUCUGACUCGAGGUACAAACAAUUCAGAUUAAACCACAGAGCAACAGAUCUGAUCAAGUAAAUAUGUGUUUGUAUAAGCAUCACCUUGUGCGUAAAUAGUAUUUCUGAACAUAUACAGGACACAAAGGGGUAAAUAUUUGAAAUAAGCUGUCAGUAUAGAUUCGUGGCUUAUGCUUUAAAGGUAAACUCACUGGAAAAAAGAAAAGAAUAAAUCUGGGAUUUAAACACUGGCUCCACAGAAGAGACAAGGUGACGAGUAAUGAUUUCUGAAGGUCAUUUUUUUUAGCCUGUGAUAUAUCCUAGAAGUCUGACUUUAGAAGAAAAACAUAGUUCAUUACAACUAUCUGUACUGUUUUCAUAACGUUUUUUCGCUAUCUUAUUCUUUCGAUGUUCAAAAAAAAAGGACUAUCAUCUCCAGGUGAAGGAAAUAAUACAGGAGAACUCCUCAGGUGGAGAUUGUGAUUUUUAAGACGUAUCACUGAACAUUUUGACUAGCGUUUUCAUCAGCCGUCGCGCUAUCCGACUGCAGACGCGCUAAGCUUAAUGACAUUCACAAUCACAUUUUUCAUGUUUCUUAAAAAAAAAAAAAAACUGUCGUCGUCUUAUGAGUUACGUAACUCCCCAUCUGUGUCAAACAAAAA
Molecule: messenger RNA, 4204 nt
Organism: Sphaeramia orbicularis (orbiculate cardinalfish)
Lineage: Eukaryota; Metazoa; Chordata; Actinopteri; Kurtiformes; Apogonidae
Gene: b4galt2
Product: UDP-Gal:betaGlcNAc beta 1,4- galactosyltransferase, polypeptide 2
Exons: 8
Coding region: 1097-2248 (383 amino acids)
Biological process (GO): carbohydrate metabolic process
Cellular component (GO): Golgi apparatus
Molecular function (GO): galactosyltransferase activity
Source: RefSeq, a predicted model, not a curated record